Messenger RNA from Meloidogyne enterolobii, 5932 nucleotides. NCBI's taxonomy places the organism in Eukaryota, Metazoa, Nematoda, Chromadorea, Rhabditida, Meloidogynidae. The record is from the annotation of a GenBank genome assembly.
UCACUUUAUUAUUUCCGCCACCAAUUUAAAUUACUUGAAUUGACAUUUUUUGGCGAAAUGUUUAUUUUAAUUUUUCAAAAUACCAACCCCAAAACGCCAAAAUCUUUUUUUUAUCCAAAUGUGAAUUUAGAAAAUUCUGUAUUGGAUUUUGUGGGAUCUCGCGUCCUCCAAUAACUUAUAUUCCUAAAUUUGCAACAUAUUGGCCCAUAAAAUUCGAAUUUUCAAAUUUAAAUUAAAAUUUUCCUUGCUCAAAUCAAUGUUUUUAUUUUUUAUAUUUUUCAUUUUUUAAAUGUUUCCCAUCACUUCCCACUUAUUGUCAGUAGUAAUAUACUAAUUUUAUGUAAAUCUAUCUAUUGUCCCAAUAAUAUCAUUCUUUUUUUAAAUUUUGAAUUGAUUCUCUAACAAAUAAAUGUUUUAUUUUAGCCCUUAUAAAUUACAUUUUAAUUUAAUUUUAUUUUUAAUUUCAGGACCACAAUUCCAAUUUUUUAUUCAUCAAUUUUUUAUUAAAUGAUUGUCAAUUCAUAUCAUUAACAUCAAUUUAUUAAACAAAAAAUAAUUUUGUUAGCAACUAAAAAUGUUGAUAUAAACAAGAAUUUCUUCAAAAAAUUUUUUUCAAAAUUCUUCACAAAUCAAAUUGACGAAAAUUUAAUUUUUGCAAUUUUCUUCAAAAAAUGCCUUCUUUCAUUUGCAUGCCUUUUUUCGCCUGCAAUCGUCAAAUUGAUUUAAUCGAUCGACGACAAUGUAAUCUUCAAUCGAUUCCUGGCGAUCUUGAACGUUAUGCACGUUCACUUGAGGAACUUCUUUUGGAUAUGAAUCACAUAAAUUCCCUCCCAAAAUCACUUUUCCGGCUUCAUAAACUUCAACGGCUUGGUUUGAGUGACAACGACAUUCAUCGUUUACCCCCCGAAGUUUCUGGGCUUCAAAAUUUAGUUGAGCUAAAUUUGAGCAGAAAUGACAUAUCCGAUCUCCCAGAGGAAUUAAGGAUUUGCCAAAAUCUCCAAGUCCUCGACAUUUCUUCUAACCCAAUUGCUCGACUUCCCGAUUCAAUUACUCUCUGUACUUCACUUGCACAACUCUCAUUGAACGACAUUUCUUUAACUAAACUCCCUCAGGAUAUUGGAAAGUUGGUGUCAUUGAAAUCGUUGGAAGUUAGAGAAAACCAUUUGCGAGCUUUACCUGUCUCAAUUUCUGAAUUGAAGCAGUUGCAGAGGCUGGAUUUGGGGCAGAAUGAGUUGGAUGAAUUGCCUAACGAAAUUGGCUUUCUACGUUCAUUACAAGAAUUAUACAUUGAUGAAAACAGUUUGGAAAAAUUACCUGAUUCAAUUCUUCACUGUACUCGUUUAGAACAGUUAGAUUUAACAUCAAAUCGACUCUUUCAAUUACCUGAAGAUAUUGGUGAUCUUUCAAAUUUGGUUGAUUUAACUGCUUCACAUAAUUGUAUUAGAGAAUUGCCGAGUUCUAUAGGUCGUCUAAAACGCUUAUUCAUUCUCAAAAUGGACGAUAAUAUGAUUGGCUCUGUUACUCCAGCUAUUGGUGGAUGUAUUAAAUUAAGUGAGAUUUAUCUGCAACAGAACCCUAUCACUGAGCUUCCCAGCUCUAUUGGAAAUCUCAAAUAUUUACAAACUUUAAAUUUGGAUCGUUGUCAAUUACGCCAAUUACCUUCUUUAAUAGGCGAAUGUCAAUCGUUAAAUGUACUCCAAGUGAGAAAUAACCAAUUAGAAGAAUUACCUAUGGAGAUUGGAAAAUUGGCAAAAUUAAAAGUUUUUGAUGUUUGUAACAAUAUGCUUACACAUUUGCCUUACACAAUAAAUGUUCUCCGUGAAUUACAAGCACUUUGGUUAUCCGAAAAUCAAUCUCAAGCACUUGUUCGCCUCCAACAAGAAACUGACUCGAGAAGUGGAAUAAAAAUAUUGACUUGUUAUUUGUUGCCACAAGUGGAUUCUCAAAAUAAAUCUGGCAAUAAUUCACAACCACCAAAUUCAAAUAAAUCAGGCGGAUUUGUUGGUGGCCCAAAGGUUCAUUUUGGUGUAGAUGAAGCGGAAAGAGAAGAAGUUAGUGCCGAUAAAGCUCAGAAUUUUGAAAGAAAAAACACUCCCCAUCCAAAACCGAGUGCUUCUACAAGUUCUAGUACUUCAAAACAUCACAAAAAACAGCAUGUUGAUGGCCAUAUUGCUGCUAAAGUUGAAGAGCAUCCAAAAUCAAUUGUUCUUAGUGGUAGCGUUAAGAAAAUAAGUCAGGACCAUAGUUCUGCUCAUGCUGCUGUGCCUAGUUGUUCUACCUCCACUGCCGUUGAACAAAAGAACACUCUUCCAAGAUCAGCACUUAAAUACCCGUCACGUAUGCAAUCGUUUACUGAAGCACAACAGCAACAACAACCUAUUAUUGAGUUACAAAAAUCACCAAAACAGCAAACACAAAAACAACAAAAAGCUGUAAUCUUCAAUAAUGGCAAAACUACUGCAAAAGAAGAAUCAUCUUCAAAUGAGUGCAGACUGAAGCGAGUCAAUACUCCACACUACAAAAGUCAACGUGCUGCGGCAGCAGCUGCAGCGGCGGCUGAAAGUGGUGACAAUUCACAAAAUCAAUCAAAUCGUCGACAGUUGCCAAAAACUCCAGCAAAUGCUGUUGGAGAUCCAGUUCCUCCUGUUACAACUGGAAUCGACCAAAAUGACGGUAUGCGCAUUCAGUCGGCGCAAGGAGGUAGCAUCAGAGAGGGGAAUAUGCUAGAAAGAAAACGGGUCGUUGUACGGCGUGGAGAUGGAAGUGGGGGCGGUUUGGGACUUUCAAUUGCUGGCGGUAUUGAAUCUACACCUUUUAUUGAGAAUGAUUCUGGAAUUUUCAUAUCAAAACUUGUAUCAGGUGGGGCAGCUGAACGUGUUGGAUUGCGACCGGGUGAUAAAGUACUGGAGAUUAAUGGAACUUCUAUGAUAGGAAAACGACAUCAAAGUGCUGUUGAUUGUAUCCAACAAUCAGUUGGUGAAUUGGAGUUGGUUAUAGAAAGACGGAGAAGUGGAACAAUUCAAAGUGGUCCCUCAACAAGCGUUCCUUCUUUACAUCAACAAAGUAAUUUAUCAAAUAAUAAAUCAGCAACAGCUUCAACUUCUAAAAUUUCUAACAAUCCAGCUUCAUCUCAAAAUCAAAAUUCCAGCUUUUCAACCCCCGCCACAACGAAACUCCUUGCACAACAACCCAAAUCACCUUCUCAUCUUUCACAAUCAUCAUUUCCAAUGUUAAGUUCAUUUGCUACAACCCCAACAGUUACAGCGCCUUCACAUUUUACCUCGGCUAAUACUGCUAACACUUCAUUUUCUUCUCUUCCAGUUGCGCAAAAUGAAUAUAUUAAUAUUACUUCUAAAACAACUCCUAAUUUAAUUAUAAUUGAUGGCUCUAUAGAAGAUAUUGUACUUGUUAGAGAUAGUACAGCUAAUUCUCUUGGAUUAUCAAUUGUUGGUGGCGUUGAUCAUUGCUCUCAUCCUUUUGGUUCUUCUUUAAAGCCUGGUGUUUUCAUUUCAAAAAUAACGCAGCGUUCCCCCGCUGCAAUUUGUGGAAAUUUACGAAUUGGUGAUCGUAUUUUGAAAGUUAAUGAUGCUGAUAUUUCGCGUGCAAAACAUAAUGAGGCUGUUGAGAUCCUUAAGUCAACUGGUUGUUCAAUCCAUCUAACUGUUUGUCAUGAACCACAGCCAAAAGGAUUGCGCUCUGUAAUUAUUCAACGUCAAUUACACGAACCGCUUGGCUUGAGCAUUUGUGGAGGAAUUGGCGGCACGCCUGUAAAUCCUGAAGAUUCUACAGAUGAAGGAAUAUUUAUCGAGCGAGUUGAACACAUGGGGCCUGCAGCAGUAAGCAAUGUUGGACUUUGCGUUGGUCUACGCAUUUUGGAGGUUAAUGAUGAUUCAUUGCUUGGCUGUACAAAAGAGGAAGCCGCUCAAAUAUUUCGACGCUCCGCCCCAGGCGCUGUUCGCUUACUUAUUUGCGAUGGUUUAUCUCCUCCAUCUGUCAAUUCUGCCCUUCGUCCACAAAUAUCCUCUAUUACUGUUGCAACUUCUCCUACAUCUUUAAAUGCGCCUACUUUAAAUGACUUAGGAUUACCACUUUCAAAUCAUUCACAAAACAAUUCAACAGAAAUUGAAAAAGAAAAUAAAAUUGCUUCAGAGAUGUUAUCUUCUUCAACUCCAAUUGAAUAUUCUCCGAGAAAAGAACCAGAAAUUAUUCAAAAUAAUUAUGUUAACAGUGAAAAUAUGCAACAAAAACAACAAAAUUUAUCAAAUCAAGCCAGUCAACAUCAACCAGCUAAAAUUAUUUCAACAUCUAAUUCUACAAACUUCUCAAUUUUACCACCUUCACCAGCAAAAAUUUUAACACCAGUUAAGGAUCCCCCCACUCACUCUGUUUUUGAUUCAAGUCAAACAACUAAUUUGGUAGAUACAGCAAAAGUUUCCACAAAUACUUCAAACAUGGUAGUCACUAAUUCAAUUGAACAGAAUAAUCCAAAGCAAGCAUCCGACCCGUCAUUCAGCUCCAAGCUGAAGUUAUUCGAGCAUUUGCAAUCAGCUAAUUCUGCUUCAACAAAUAAUAAUAUAUCUAAUAGGCCACAACGCCUACCUGGAAUUCCACCAAAAAAGCCACUAAUUAGUGCUCAGGAAAUGGAAAGACUUCGGGAAGUUGGUGGUUCUAAUGAUAAAAGAAUUAACGCUUUGAAUGAUUUUUCUCCACAAGAAGAGCAUUUAAAUUCAACAGUUGAACAACUUGACUCUUUUCUUUUGGAUGGCCGCUCUGACCAACAGCCUUCAAUAAUUCGCACAAAGAAAGCUGAAAUCAGAGCUGAAAAGGAUCGAAUUGCUUCAUCUCCUUUCAUAACAAAUGGCACUAACGAGCAACCAACUGACACCCCUUUGUCUAGAGAUAGCCCUUCUUUUAGUCAGAAAGCAGCGGAAAUUGAGAAACGCAGAGAAUGGAGACAAGCCAGACUUCAAAGUAUGGAUGUUGAAUCUAAACGUACGGGGGAUUUGGUAAAAAUAAUUGCUAAUGCCACAACGACAGAAACUACCAGAUAAAUUUAAAUUAUUUUUAAAAUAGAGUUCGCAACAAAAAAAUUUUUUACGAGAUAUUUUAUUUAAUUUUUAAAAAAUUAUGCGAACUUUUUCAUUCCUAAACUUUUGUAAGUUAUUCUGUGCAAUUUAUUUUUGUUGCACCUAAUUUUCUUGUUUUUAAUAUGCUUUUGUUUUGUUAUAUUUUGUUCAGUUUUUAUUUUGGGAGUUUUUUUUGUUAAUUAUAAAAAUAAUUAUUGCACUUUUAAGUCAUUCGAAAAUUUUAUUAAAAAUAUUUUCUGGGAAAUCAGAUUUGUCUAUACAGUUAUUUUGGAAAUUUCGAAUGAUGUUUAAAACGUUUUCAUGCUCUUUAUUUUUGGUUCACUUUUUUUUUGUCCAAGACCCGUUGCCCCUGGUGCUUCCCUUUUGACCACAUAAUUUUAUCCUCUCAAACCCCAACAAAUUUUGCGCAACUUAUUAUUUUAAUAUCUUUUUAUUAUUCCAAUUUUUAAAUGUUUUCAAAUAAAUAUUGUAUAAAAUUGAAUAUGCAAAAGACUAACUAAAAUAAUUUUUAAUCGAAAACGGGACAGUUUUUUUGUUUGUUUUGCUUAUCUAUUACUAAAAUAGCCUGAAAUUUUCGAAACUAUACCCAUGCUUAUUAAAAGGGGGAAUUAGCAUUUAUUAGUUUCUAGCAACUAUACUAGUCUGAAUAAUUCCAAAAAUAUUGUGUCUCCACCGCUGCCUAGCGCAGUUUUGCUGACUCACCUAGGCCUGGAAAACAAGGUCAUUUCUUUCAACAUUCGUCUACUAUCGUCGGAGAGGGAAAGGUGUAAUCUAUUUGCUAAUAUAUUUAUUCAUAAAAUUCCCGUCAUCGAUUUUUGUCGAGAUUGGUUGAGUGUUUGUUUGUU